AUGAAUGCUCUUGCAGCUACAAACCGUAACUUUCGUCAGGCCGCUCGAAUUCUUGGGCUGGAUUCCAAGAUUGAGAGAAGUCUUUUGAUUCCUUUCAGGGAAAUUAAGGUGGAGUGUACUAUUCCAAAAGAUGAUGGAACUUUGGUGUCUUUUGUUGGAUUCAGAGUGCAACAUGAUAACGCGCGUGGUCCCAUGAAGGGAGGAAUUCGAUACCAUCCAGAGGUUGACCCCGAUGAAGUUAAUGCGCUUGCCCAAUUAAUGACUUGGAAGACUGCUGUAGCCGAUAUACCAUAUGGUGGAGCUAAAGGUGGCAUUGGAUGUGUUCCCAAGGAGCUAAGCACAAGCGAGUUGGAACGCCUUACUCGUGUCUUCACACAGAAGAUUCAUGAUCUUAUUGGAGUUAAUACAGAUGUCCCUGCACCAGACAUGGGCACUAAUUCCCAGACUAUGGCAUGGAUUUUGGACGAGUACUCAAAGUUUCAUGGAUAUUCCCCUGCUAUUGUAACUGGGAAGCCCAUAGAUCUCGGGGGAUCUCUUGGCCGGGAAGCUGCCACUGGCCGUGGUGUUGUCUUCGGUACUGAAGCAUUACUUGCUGAACAUGGAAAGGCUAUCAAAGAUAUGACCUUUGCAAUUCAAGGGUUUGGAAAUGUUGGAUCUUGGGCCGCAAAGCUUAUUCACGAGAGAGGUGGCAAAGUUGUUGCAGUGAGUGACAUAACUGGAGCCAUUAAAAACCCUAAUGGUAUUGAUAUUCCAGCUCUGCUAACUCAUAAAGACAAAACUGGGAAGUUAGCUGAUUUCAAUGGUGGAGAUGCCAUGGAUCCAAAUGAGGUGCUCGUGUAUGACUGCGACGUUCUUGUGCCUUGUGCUCUAGGUGGAGUGCUGAACAGAGAAAAUGCUGGGGAUGUGAAGGCGAAGUUCAUCAUAGAGGCAGCUAACCAUCCUACUGAUCCAGAAGCUGAUGAGAUUCUCUCUAAGAAAGGUGUCAUAAUACUUCCUGAUAUCUAUGCUAACGCUGGAGGUGUCACCGUCAGUUACUUUGAGUGGGUUCAGAAUAUACAAGGGUUUAUGUGGGACGAAGCGAAAGUAAACAAUGAGCUUCAGAGAUACAUGACAAAAGCCUUCCAUAACAUUAAGAGCUUGUGCCAGACUCACAACUGCAAUCUCCGCAUGGGUGCAUUCACGCUUGGAGUGAACCGCGUUGCGCGUGCUACCCUUUUAAGGGGUUGGGAAGCCUAA
Molecule: messenger RNA, 1236 nt
Organism: Oldenlandia corymbosa var. corymbosa
Lineage: Eukaryota; Viridiplantae; Streptophyta; Magnoliopsida; Gentianales; Rubiaceae
Source: the annotation of a GenBank genome assembly